Messenger RNA from Drosophila melanogaster (fruit fly), 251 nucleotides. RefSeq lists its product as uncharacterized. The transcript has a single exon. Bases 13 to 228 code for a protein of 71 amino acids. Lineage: Eukaryota; Metazoa; Arthropoda; Insecta; Diptera; Drosophilidae. The record is from RefSeq and is marked reviewed.
GGCAAUUCAACAAUGAAGGUGUUUUAUCAAAUUAUUUCGGCACUGGCGCUUAUCUUUGCCAUACUGAGUUAUUUAACAUACGCCGAUCCAUUAAAUGACAGUAAUUUAGACGAGUCCCGCCAAAUCGGAAAUUCCGAGUCGGAUGAGUCCGUACCCAAUGACAUUCAACAGGAUUAUCUUAAUGUGGCUAACUAUGUUACUGCUUCUCCGCCAUGGUGGUGGAACUAGGAACGGAUUCAUCAUUUUUUUUU